AUACUGAAAGAUUGGAAUUCAGUUUUCUACCCUUUGCGAAUUUGCGAAUCAGAACAGCAAAAACCUAAGCAAACCCUAGCUCCGGCGAUGCCUCCCGCUGCCGCCGCGGAGGCGGAGAUCUCCCCGCCGCCCCCGGCGGCCGACGGGGGGGCCAUAGCGGAUACGGCGGAGGCUGGUGUCGCGGCUGAGAAGGAGAGUGACGGGAUGGAGGUGGAGGAUCGCGGCGAGGUGGUCUCCCAGGAGGCCACGGCGGUGAAGCCGGAUGAGGCGGAGGAGCCCGAGGAGGAUCCUGAGGAAGUCGGCGAGGGGGCCGAGGAGGCGCCGGCGGCGGGUCCUGGAGACGUCGCGGCCGCCGCGGCUGAGUCGGGGCCCGUCGCGAUGGAGGCCGGUGAUGGGGAGCCGGCGCUGGAGGUGGCCAUUACUGCCCAUGAGCCGGUGGAAGAGGAGCCCAAGGAUGUAAUGGAGACGGGCGAGGAAGCAAUAGAGCCGGAGGAGGAUGAGGAACCAGAAGAGGCAGAGGUAGAGGAGGAUGAGGAACCAGAAGAGUUGGAGAUGGAGGAGGAGGAACCUGAAGAUGCAGAUUCAGAGGAGUCGAUGGAGGAGGAGGCAGGCUCAGAGGUCUCUGAAGAAGAAGCUGCGGCGGAUGACAUGAAGGAAAUAGCUGACAAGGAUUCUGAAGAAGCUCAAGAUGAAGAUAAACAUGGGGAUAAUCAUAAGGGUGAAGUUGCUGACCAAUUGAGCAAUGAUGAGGAUGUUGGUGGACGUGAAAAUGAUGAAUCACCAAAUGAUGAACUCGACACCUCAUUGCUUGUGCUGGAUUCAGUUCCAGAUGGGAAUGACAAAACCCUUGAAUUAUUUGUCGGUGGCUUGCCUAAGGACUGUGUUGAAGAGGACAUUAGAGUGGUGUUUUCUCAAUGUGGAGAGGUUGAAUCUAUUAGAAUAGUUAAAAAGAGAAAGCGCAUUGCAUUCGUUCGUUAUGCAGAUAUCAGUGCCACAAAGAAGGCUCUUACUGAAUUUAAGGAUGGAAUCAAGGUAAAUGGCAAAAGUGUCAGAGUAUCUGUUGCUGAACCUCAUAGAAAAUCUAGUGAGCAGAAGGCUCUUACGAAGGUUAAAACAGUAUAUCUGGAACAUUUUCCUCGUUCUUGGGAUGAGAGAAAUAUCGAAGAAUGCUGUGAAGGAUAUGGGAAUAUUCAAAAAGUUAACAUUUUGCGGUCAAAAAAGAAAGUUGUUUCUUUUGUUGAAUUCUCAUCACGGAAGAGUGCGUUAGCUUGUGUCGAAGGAAUAAGCAAGGCCAAGAUCAAUGAUAGGGAAGUUAAGUUGGCUGCAAGUCUUGCUCGACCACAAUCUAAAGUUCAACUGGCCAAUGAGAGUAGUAAGGGUGGUUUCAAUGUCCACAGUGGUGCAACUUCUAAAAGUCCUGAUAAAUCUAAAAUGAAAAAGGACCAGACAGACGAGACUAUUGUGAAGAAAUCACAGCUUAAAUUGUUGAAAGGUGAUGAGAGCAAGCUGCCCUCCAAAGAUGAUGUGGAAGUGCCACAAACAUCAACCCAUUCCAAAGGAAAAGCGAAAGUUGGAAAGCGUCAAAAUACAUCUAUAGAUGAAAGGCCAUCAAAGAAAUCACGGGAGAGUGGUGAGAGCAAGCUGACCUCUCAAGAUGAAGGGGAAGUCGGGAAGAGCAAAAGUAAAUCUGUAAAUGAAAGGCCAUUGAAGAAAGCAUCGAAAAACCGUGAUGACGUUAAGCUGCCUUCGCAAAGUGGUUUGGAAGAACCACAAACAUCCAACCGUUCUAAGCGCAAAAGGAAAGUCCGGAAGAAUAGAAGUACAACUGUAAAUGAAAGACCAGUGGAGAAAGCAUGGAAGAAUCGAAAUAUUAAGCAUCCUGCAGGUUCUCGAUAUGUAACUAGCAACCAAGCUUACCCCACUGUGGGUGCAACUUCCAGAUCUAAACCACAUUCCCAUGAUUUGGCACCUCAUGCUGGAUUCAUCCCUCCUUCAAGUCGUGUUCAAAGGACUCCUGCACGUGAUCACCAAAGAACUGCACCGUACAAUAUCCGUCAGAUCAGUGGUUCUCCUUAUGCUAGAGAAAGAGUAGCUCCGCGACCAGCAUAUUCUGUUCACACAAGCAAUGCUGCUGGAUACGAGGCUGGAUAUGCAUACACCUACCUUCCCCCACCACCACCACCUCCACCUAGUAUAUCUUAUCAUCCACCUCCUCCGGCAAGUAUAUCUUAUCAUCCGGGGAGUGGCCCAUACAUCAUACGAAGAUACUACUGACUGAAAAUCCAGGUGGCUACAGCAGUCAACAUGCCUCACCAUGGUCUCAUGGUAACAUACUUUACAGCUCAGUGGCAACCUUGAUGCUGGAAAUGUACAAGUUUAAUUGAAUUGUAGAUAGUUUUGUUUGUUUCUUUCUUUGUGAAAUCAGAUGUACAUGCUUUGGUUGUUCAGUUCAAAAAUGUCGUUCUAGGGAAAUAAGAACCUGUGCCUUGUCUCGUUGGCUAUUAAAAAAGGGGUGAAAAUAAUAAGAAAUGCAGAAUGUCUGUUGUUAAGCAUGA
Molecule: messenger RNA, 2555 nt
Organism: Oryza sativa Japonica Group (Japanese rice)
Lineage: Eukaryota; Viridiplantae; Streptophyta; Magnoliopsida; Poales; Poaceae
Product: nucleolar protein 12
Cellular component (GO): nucleus
Molecular function (GO): mRNA binding
Source: RefSeq, a predicted model, not a curated record